AUGCUGACCGUGGACAGCUAUCUCAACCGAGCCGAAAGGAAGCAGAGGAACACAAUCGAUGAGUAUAUCAACAGAGUUGAGAAUGCGAAUUUCGCAACACUAUCAAUGGGAGGAAACGACGUCGGCUUCUUCAAUAUACUCAAUGCCUGCGCAUAUGCGUUCUACGGCCCAUUUUCAGGUUCAUGUGAGGAGGCGAUAGAAUUUGCCGAGUUGGUUGUAGCCAGCGAUGAGUUCGCGACGGGAUAUAGCGCGGCGCUGGACCUGCUGCUGGAAAAGGGCGACUCGCCUUCCUUUAGAGUCCUUGCCACGGGGUAUAGUGCCUUCUUCGACGAUGCAUUAACUGAUGACUGCGACGAGUACUCGCUGAGUUACUGGCCGGGCUGGUGGAAAAAGACACUCACUGUGGAUAUACGAUCAAGGAUUAACAAUAUAUGCAAGAAGCUGAACGCUAAAAUCGGCCAGAUCAUCAACGCUCGAUCAGACGACAGGGUCAUAUGGGUAGAUUGGGCAUGGCGGUUCGAUGACCACCGCUUCUGCCAGCCCGGCAAGCCUCCCAUCGACGGCGAAAACACAUGGUUUUUCGACGUAGAUUUCAGAGAAUUCAUGCCUAAUGGGGAUAUUGAUAUCGAGACAUGCGAACAGGAGGCGCUGAUGUCUGGUGACUGGAAUGAGAGAGCUGCCUGCGGCAUUGCGAUUGUCCAGGCAAAGUUUCCCAAUGAAACCCUACGAGGGGCCGGGAACGACGUGGAUACUCAAGGUGGCCGCAGACCGUUUGCUCCAAGCACGGCGAGACUAUUCCAUCCGACGGCGCGGGGAUACGCAGCUAUCGUGGAGGAGAUACGUCUGGUCUGGCCGUAUUAUUAA
Molecule: messenger RNA, 864 nt
Organism: Arthroderma uncinatum
Lineage: Eukaryota; Fungi; Ascomycota; Eurotiomycetes; Onygenales; Arthrodermataceae
Product: esterase family protein
Exons: 1
Coding region: 1-864 (287 amino acids)
Biological process (GO): triglyceride catabolic process
Molecular function (GO): triacylglycerol lipase activity
Source: RefSeq, a predicted model, not a curated record